AUGUCAUCGAAUUCGUUUUUACAUACAAAGGAUGAACACAACAGUUCAUACAAAUCAGGCGAUCAUUUAGAACGUUUUCGUCGACAAUCAACAGUGACUGCACAGAAACUUAUUUCUAUACCUGGCUAUCGUAGCAAUGGUACCAACAAUAGUCUUUCUCAAUCAUCAUCAAUUUUUUGUCCAAUAAAUUCAUCAGUAUAUUCUAUCAAAUCAAUUGUAAUUAGUAAUAUUGGAUCGAUCGAUGCAGCAACAUUGAGUAUUCCGAAUCAAGUACAAUCAAGUAUAAAUACAACAAAAACUAACGAAUCAACAUUGGUUUUUAAUAAUCCACCAAAAUCUCAAUGUUAUUUAUUCAAUUUUUCAUCAAAAACAUCUGCUGUUAAAUCUAACAAUAUAAAUGAUAUAAAAGUACAAUUUAUUUAUGAUGCAACUGAUAAAGGAAAAGAAGUAACGAAAUCUAAUAAUACCGGAAGUCCUAAUCUUGCACCUAUACGAAAUACAAAUACACGUUGUGGUUCUAUAACUUGUAAGAAUGGUGGUAGUUGUCUGAACAUGGGUGGAAAUAAAUAUGGAUGUCGAUGUGAUGCAUCUGGUCAAUGGUUAGGUACAGAUUGUUCAAUACCUAAUCCAUGUAUACGGAUAUCAUGUAGUAAUCAUGGAAAAUGUUAUUAUCGUACAGAUGCAACAUAUUACUGUGUAUGUUCUUCUGGAUAUUCAGGUAAUAAUUGUCAAAACUCUACGGCAACAUCUACAAUAGCUAACGCUGCUAUUCCAAAUAAUCCAUGUUUAUUAAAACGUCCUUGCUUUAAUGGAGGUACUUGUUUACCGAAGAAUAAUAUUCGUGGUGAAUUUACAUGUAUAUGUCCUCAAUAUUAUACUGGCGCGACAUGCCAAACAAAAAUUUCGUCUGCAGCUACAACUUUAGCUACAACAACUUCAUCAAAUACGUGUGGUAUUUGUGAACUUAAAUCUCGAAUUGAUUUUGGUGAUCGUAUUGUCAAUGGUCAACCCGUAUAUACUCAUACUUGGCCAUGGAUUGUUUCUCUACAAAUAAGAGGAUCACAUUUUUGUGGUGGUACUUUAAUUGAUGCCUAUCAUGUUAUUACUGCUGCUCAUUGUUUCGAUUCAUCAGGUACAUCAUCAAAUAUGUAUAAAGUACUAGCUGGUUUACUUAAUUUACGGCAAGCACAAUCAAGUAAUGUGCAACAACUGACAAUUGAUCGAAUUUUUCGACAUGAACAAUACAGUUCAACAAAAUUAAUUAAUGAUAUUGCCAUUAUAAAAUUACGUACACCUGCUCGAAUUACUUCAGUAGUCUAUCCUAUAUGUUUACCAAAUAGUAAUGGUAAUCAAGAUCCACAAAUAGGUCAAUUUGUUCAAAUAGCAGGAUGGGGUUAUACAAAUAGUGCUACAAAACAAUUAGCUCAACAAUUACAAGAAGCUAAUAUAGAAAUUCUUAAUAAUAAUGGAGAUUCAUAUGGUGGACCAAGCUGUAAUGCAUGGGCAAAACAAGGUCUUUCAAUGGAUAAGACUCGUCAAAUAUGUGCAAUGAGUCGUGAUACACGUACAGAUUCAUGUCAAGGUGAUUCAGGUGGACCAUUGAUACGUAAUAUUGGUACAAAAUGGUUUCUCUUUGGUAUAGUUAGUUAUGGUGAUACCAUAUGUGCAUCAAGUAAAGCAGCUGGAGUUUAUACACGAGUAUCCGCAUAUAUACCAUGGAUUCAACAAAAAAUUAAACUUUAA
Messenger RNA from Adineta steineri, 1743 nucleotides. NCBI's taxonomy places the organism in Eukaryota, Metazoa, Rotifera, Eurotatoria, Adinetida, Adinetidae. The record is from the annotation of a GenBank genome assembly.